Molecule: messenger RNA, 2028 nt
Organism: Lampris incognitus (smalleye Pacific opah)
Lineage: Eukaryota; Metazoa; Chordata; Actinopteri; Lampriformes; Lampridae
Gene: hexim1
Product: HEXIM P-TEFb complex subunit 1
Exons: 1
Coding region: 306-1421 (371 amino acids)
Biological process (GO): negative regulation of cyclin-dependent protein serine/threonine kinase activity; negative regulation of transcription by RNA polymerase II
Cellular component (GO): nucleoplasm; cytoplasm; nucleus
Molecular function (GO): cyclin-dependent protein serine/threonine kinase inhibitor activity; 7SK snRNA binding
Source: RefSeq, a predicted model, not a curated record
GCGACGAAACAUCAUCUCUUACAGAGUGGCAGCAACGAAAUAGUUAACGGUAGUUAGCAACAGCGGCUUUGACGAAUUCUUGGUGAAAUAACAAUUUUUACUAUUUAGAACUUUACUUUUAGUGUUAGUGGUAGUUCGUUUUCAAGGGUUAAACUUAACUUUCCUCAUCAGUAAUUGUGACUGAUCUCAAGGAAAAGAAACAAUAUAUUUUGCAAAAUUAACUUUAUUGUGUUUUUUGGAACUUUAAAGUUGGGUUUUGGGUAGAAUUAUCUGAGAUGUGGUAAGGCCAUCAAUACAGCACCAGGAUGACAGAACCUACCACUGAGAAGACACAUCACCUGAAAACUUCAGAUACCCCAUCAGGUGGGAGUGGAGCUGCUUUUGAUCAUCCGCCAACCAAUGAUCAUGUUGUGCAACAGGCUGACGACAGGGGGCGACAAAGGGACAAGCAGAACAAGCAAGCAGAAAACGGUGGAGUGGAUAUCAUCAACACAGACAAGUUAUGGCAAAUGCAAGGCGGACAGAGGGAGGUGUGCCCUGUAUUUGCUGCCGGAAACACACUCCCUAAGUGCCCAGUUACAGCUCAGCCCUGUCAAGAGACAGGAGUAGAUGCAUCAGGAGAAGGUAAUUUUGUCGCUCAUGGGAACAGCGGGGAUGGACCUUCAGAGGAGACCUUAAGCCAGGUGCAAGGAGAGAGCGGGACGCACAUCGACACUGGCACUGGCACUGAUACGCGUCAAGGGAAGAAAAAGCAUAGGCGCCGGCCCUCUAAAAAGAAGCGUCGCUGGAAGCCUUAUUUCAAACUUUCUUGGGAAGAAAAGAAAGCCCUCGAUGAGCGGGAGACGGCCCGCGCCUCCAGAGUAAGAGAAGAGAUGUUCGCCAAAGGGCUUCCAGUGGCUCCGUAUAAUACAACCCAGUUUCUAAUGGAUGAACACGACCGAGAGGAGCCGGAUCUGAACACUGAGACUGGGGUCAGACGACUGUCUGGGCCUGGUGGUCGAACAGAGGACACAGCCAGUGAGGAUGACAUCUUUGAUAACGAGGAUGAAGAUGAGGAUGGUAGUGGUGGAGGCAGUGAUGGCAUCGGUAGGCCAGGGAACGCAGGCGGGGAAUUCCUUCAAAGAGACUUUUCUGAAACCUACGAAAAAUACCACGUAGAGAGUCUUCAGAAUAUGACCAAACAAGAGUUAGUUCAAGAGUACUUGGAGCUGGAAAAGUGCAUGUCCCGUCUUGAGGAAGAGAACAACAGGCUGCGACGCAUUAUAAAGCCGGACUUGAUCGUAGAGAGCUCCAUGCCCCAGUCAGACUCGGAGCGGGUCAGGGAGUUGGAAAGCGAACUGGCAAAACUAAAGGCGCAAAACAUGGAGUUACGUGUGCAGAACCAACAGGGGAAAGAGCGGGGUCAGGUUGCUACCAACUAAGAAAAGGACACAUUUCUUGUGAAAACGCGCAAAUAUGGGACGUAACAGGAAUUCCUAAAUUGUCACCAAUUUUCUGUAAUCGGUUUGUUCUAUGGACGGUUCAGUCCGUUAAUUGCAAUGCAAUACUUGGUAGAUUUCUUUUCUCUUUUGGACUUUAAGGUGUCUAUUCAAACUUUUUUUUUCAACAAGGAAUGUAAAUAAUUCCAAAGUAAUAAUUCGUUUUAUAAAGAGAAUGUAUUUGAGAAUAUGAAACAUUUUGUUUUUGUUUUCCUGGUGAACCUCGUAAGUAUGCGCUGAAAUAUUAUAUCCCUCUUUCGAAGCAAAAUGUAUGUUCCAUUAUCCUAGAAUGAAACUUUCCAAUCAUAACUAAUUGGUCAGCUUGCAAUCAUCUUUUGCACGAACGAGUCCCUGCAUCAGCAUUUUAACAGUUAUGUUUCAACAUAAGGACGAUAUGUUUCAAUUUAAGGACGAUUAAACUUUUGAAAUUAUGAUACAGCUGUGUGUUAUGUGGCCUGUUAUAUGCAAAAUAUAUGGUUUGGUAAGGGAAACUGAAUUACGAUUAUUCUCAAGUCUUAAAAUGAGCUGCACGGCAGCAGAGUGGACCCUG